UUAUAUAAAGCGAAUUUUCGAAAUAGCUGUACUAGCAUAUCCAUACUUUUAGGAAUAUCUGCUAAGAAGACUAGUGGAGAGCACGAAACUGAAUUGAGUCAGCAUCGACGUAUAAAGCAAGAAACGAAAUUAUGAGACUAUCUACAGUCGCCGCCAUAGUCAUCAUCGUCGCACUUGUCGCCAACGAAAUCGGAUUUGCUUUUAAAAUUAAAAGAUUACGGAUACGGAGGGGCCCAAGACGUCCUCCGAAACCGAGUCGUACCCGUCACUCUCAGCAUACACACCAACAUAGCGCGUCAUCAACACAUGGAAAAAAUACGGGGCAUCACAAACCCGGGAAGCCUCCAUCGAAUGUAGCACACGGGGGGGCUGAGACGCACGUGGGGACUGGAGGCAAGGCGCCUGCAACAGGAACUCGGAGUGGCUCUACCGCGACUGGAGGCAAUAAGCCACCUGCGGCCGGAAGUCACGCUGGCUCUACCGAUACCCAUGUCUCAGGGACGUCAUCUAAUGUGGAUUUACCGACAAACGGGGGUGCAGCCCCGACUCCGCCGGAAGUGCAUCGUGGGGGUGGAGGUGGUGGCAAUGUACUCGUUGGACUAGCGCUUGGAACUGAGGCUUUCUCUUCACUGGCUGGCGCUGGGACUAGCAUUGCAGAUACGGUAUUAACUAAUCAAGCAAACAAAGCUGACGGUGAGGAAGAUGAAAAUGAGAAGGACAAACGGGUGAGCCAACCAGCCAACAGGAGGGCCCCAACAAGAGCCCUCAUGCGUUAACGACGUGCGAAAACAGAUUUUAUUUCAGCGGGAAAUAUUUGAAUUCCAACUUUCUCGGAUUGUACCAUGAAGUGAUCAGUGGAUACUUUCAUUGCUACAAGCGCUGAAGAGCUCAGGGACGAAACAGGAACUGUCGAUGAAGUCAAUUAAAUUAUGUUACUAUUGC
Messenger RNA from Rhipicephalus sanguineus (brown dog tick), 942 nucleotides. RefSeq lists its product as uncharacterized. Lineage: Eukaryota; Metazoa; Arthropoda; Arachnida; Ixodida; Ixodidae. Bases 132 to 776 code for a protein of 214 amino acids. The record is from RefSeq and is a predicted model, not a curated record. The transcript is spliced from 12 exons.